AUGGUUCAGUUUAAACUUAUGACAAUGGAAGCUCUUCUAUCCAAAUACCUUUCUUUCAAUAACCUCUCUGUCAUAUCUGAAAACGCAAUCUCUUCCACACAAUCCUUAGCAACCAUAGCAUUAAUUCUAAUAUUGCUUUGCUUCUGUUUCAGACCUGCAAGUGUGUACCUUCUUGACUAUGUUUGUUACUCGCCUCCCGAUCAUCUGCGCAACCCUUACUCUCAUAUGAUAGAACACUUUGAAAUGUGCAAUUUUGACCCAGAAAACAUAGAUUUUGAAAUGAAAGUGUUGGAAAGAUCCGGUAUUGGAGUUGAGGCUUGCAUGCCAGAAUCAGUUCAUGAGCUCCCCCCAGAUGAUUCCAUGAAGCCUGCACAAGCAGAAGUUGAAUUGGUUCUUUUCAGAAUUGUCGAAGAUCUACUAUCCAAACACAAAGUGCAUCCUAAAAACAUUGACAUCCUUGUGUCAAAUUGCAGCCUAUUCUGUCCUACACCGUCCAUUACAUCAAUGAUCAUAAACAAGUUUGGAUUCAGGAGCAACAUAAAGAGUGUCAACCUGAGUGGAAUGGGUUGCAGUGCUGGAUUGUUGUCAAUAAACUUGGCCAAAGAUCUGCUGAGAGUUCAUAAAAACUCAUUGGCUUUAGUUCUUAGCAUGGAGGCUGUAGCUCCAAAUGGCUACAGAGGUAAUGACAAGUCGAUGCUUAUUGCAAAUGUAUUGUUUCGGAUGGGGGGAGCAGCCAUUUUACUAUCUAACAGAAGACAAGACAAGGCAGUGGCCAAGUAUAAGCUUCAGCAUCUUGUGAGAACACACAUGGGAUCAAAUGACAAAGCAUAUCAGUGUGUUUACCAGAAACCUGAUAAAAAUGAAAUUGUGGGUGUUUCACUCUCACGAUCACUUCUUACUGUAGCUGGUUCAGCUUUGAGGACCAAUAUAACAGCCUUAGGUCCUCUUGUCCUGCCAUAUUCAGAGCAGCUGCGCUUUGGAUGGUCAGUAAUUUGCAGGAAAAUAUGGGCAAGGGGGAAUAAGGAAAUCUAUGUCCCAAAUUUCAGGAAGGCCUUUGAGCAUUUUUGUAUACAUGCUGGUGGUAAGUCGGUCAUAAAUGCUAUAGAAGAAAGUUUGAAGCUGCAGAAGGAAGACAGCGAAGCCUCAAGGAUGGCAUUAUACAGAUUUGGUAAUACUUCCUCUUCUUCUCUGUGGUACGAGCUUUGCUAUUUGGAGGCAAAAGGAAGAGUAAAGAAAGGAGACAGGAUCUGGCAAAUUGCCUUUGGAAGUGGAUUCAAGUGUAACAGUGCAGUUUGGAAGUGCCUCUCGGAUACAGAUCUGAAUGUAAGGAAUGCAUGGUCAGAUAGAAUCCAUUUGUAUCCAGUCGAGACACCUGUGUUUGACUGUUGA
Molecule: messenger RNA, 1389 nt
Organism: Sphenostylis stenocarpa
Lineage: Eukaryota; Viridiplantae; Streptophyta; Magnoliopsida; Fabales; Fabaceae
Source: the annotation of a GenBank genome assembly